CCGGCCGCUUUUAAUAUCUCAAAGACCGAGGGAUGGGGGAUUUUGUAAAUUUAACAUUGUUUAACAACCCCUCCCCCCCAAAAAGUGAAGAAGGUUGAAUUACAACGCAGGCUCUCUCUCCCCCCACCUCCCACUUAAGAAAAGUUGCGAAAACAACGUAGUAACCAUCUCCCCAACCCCCAAGUCUCUUUAUUUUAACGUGGAGGCGUCUAGUUUCUGUAGGAAUGACACACGCCUCGAGUGUUAUACGUAAGGAAUAUAAAACUGCGUGCAUGCAUUGAACCCAAUGUACAUACGCACAGUAACAGAAGCGGACAGAACAGAACGUGCUUCUGUGAACACUCGCUCUGCCUGGCAAUUCUGGAGUCAAAACACUUGACUCUGAUCCUGACCAUUGCUGAGAAGUGCCGAGAGAGAGACAGAGGGGAGCAGAAAAAUCCAUGGAGUUUUCUGCAUUAAACAGAAACUGCGAGAGAUAUAAUUACCCCCUUUUCCAGACAUUCAGUUGAUUGUAUCCGGGAUUUGAGUGAUAUAUCUCGGCAAAAAGCAGCUCGACACCAGAGUGGAGUGGAGCAAAAAUAAAUUGGCGAGAGGAAGAAAAAUCUACUUCCAAGUGAAGCCAUUCGCGUUGGACGCGUAACGGUAUUCAUGCCCGUAACAUCUGGCUGGAUAGUGUGAAUUGAUUUUUUUUUCGCUCUCUCUCGGUCCCUCCUCCCACUUGCAUCGAUAAGACGAGAUUUUGUGCGUGUAUGUGUGUGUGGGGUUAGUGUCCGCGGCACCGGGCUCUCGGCAGUGUGCGUUUGUUCUUCCAAGUGAGGUGGGGGCAAAGAGAGAAAGAGAGACCAAACUGGAAUCGUCAGAGGAGCUGAGCACACUCUGGGCAAAAAAAAGUGAGAGAGAGAGAAAGAGAAACAGAGACGAGAACAGAGGGCUAGCUGGACGGAAUAUGCAGAGAUUGCAGAAUUUCGCCUUUCAGCACAUUGUGCUCACCGGUCAGCAGGACAACUGGGAGCUUGGACCAGGCACCAAGUGCAACUAGAGAGAGUCCGGGUUUUAUGUUUUAUUUUGUGUGCGUGUGGGACGGCGGGUGGGAAGCGGGUGCCCAGCAAACAGAGGAGUGGGGUUCGCAGCCUGAUCGCCAUGGAUUGCAACGCCUGAUUGUGCACUUACUUCAGUAUUUGUAAGCUUUAGUGUGUGUGUAUGUGUGUGUGUGGAGUUUGAAGGGGGAAGGGGGGGUGUUGCUUUUUGCGAUGAUUACUCCUUUUAGGAAACUAGCGGGGCUUCGAAUGGCUCUGUUCUGCCUGCACUGACAGGCAAACCGUCCAGGCCCUGACACGCUGGACUCCGGUGGCACGACGUGGGGGGGAACCUGUGAUAUCGCCUAUUUGAUUUUAUUUGUCAAGACGAUUGCACCCCCCCCCAUCCCCAAACAGAAACUCUUCUUCCCCCGCCCUCCGCUAAGAUCGUUCAUGACAUGAGAUAUGGGAGAUUGCUGUCUGAAAAUGUGGCUGGCGCUGCUUCUGGGGCUGCAGAUUAUCGUGGCUUUAGUUUGGGGCAACACGACCACGGACCUGUGCGAGAAAAUGUGCUCCUGCACCGAGGUGGAAGGCGUGCUGCACAUCGACUGCGAGAGGAGAGGCAUCUCCGACCUGCAGCACUACAGCGCGCCCACAUCCCGCUUCUACCAGCUCUUCCUGCACCGCAACUCGCUGUCCAAACUCUUCCCGAACGAGUUCGCCAACUUCUACAACGCGGUCACCCUGCACCUGGAAAACAACGGCCUGCACGACAUCAUCCCGGGGGCUUUCCUGGGGCUGCAGCUGCUCAAGCGGCUGCACAUCAACAACAACAAGAUCAAGGGCUUCCGCAGGCACACCUUCCUGGGGCUGGACGACAUGGAGUACCUGCAGGCGGACUUCAACCUGCUGCGGGAUAUCGACCCCGGCGCCUUCCGCGACCUCAACGAGCUGGAGGUACUGAUCCUCAACGACAACCUGCUGAGUUCCCUGCCUCCGGACCUCUUCCAGAACGUGCCCAUCACCCACCUGGAUCUGCGGGGCAACCGGCUCAAGACGCUGCCUUACGAUGGCAUCUUGGAGUUGAUCCCCGGGGUGGCGGAGAUUCUGCUGGAGGAUAACCCCUGGGACUGCACUUGUGAUCUGCUGCCCCUUAAAGAAUGGCUAGAACACAUCUCUCAUUCAGCCCUGAUCGGAAGAGUAGUUUGUGAGGCACCUUUGCGAUUACAAGGAAAUGACCUGAAUGAAACAUCUGAGUACGAUUUAUGUCCUUGGAAGAUUGAUAAUGAUCUAAGCCUUGCCGCUCCACCUGCUCAAGGAACUACCGGACUGCCUCCAUCCCCUGCCUUUCAGCAUCCGAGGUCACCAACGUCAGCAUCUGUGCACAAAGGACUGUCGAAGCCACGCGGAAAUUGGCAACAAAAGACAAGACCUUCCGCUAAUGUUGUACCAAACAGUAGCAAUAGCCAUCUUUUAUUAGCUGGAUGCCCCACAGCCUGUAGCUGUUCUAUCAAUAAUCCUGAAUCAGGACUUGAGGUUAACUGCAGGGGCAGUAAGCUUGAGAAUAUGGCUGACCUCCAGCCCAAACCAGUAAAAGCACAGGAACUCUUCCUAAGACAGAAUAACAUAGAAAUCAUUAGGAGAAGUCAUUUCCUGGAUUACAGCAGUUUGACUUUGUUGGAUUUGGGAAAUAAUGCCAUAAAGUUAAUAGAAAACAACACUUUCCUUAAUCUCACUGAUUUACGUUGGCUGUACCUGGAUAACAAUAACUUGGAAACUCUCAUCCCUGAUAUGUUUGCCGGUCUGCAAAAUACAGAGUAUCUGAAUUUGGAGUUCAAUUUAAUUCAGUUAAUCCUACCAGGCACAUUUAAUUCAAUGCCAAAUCUGAGAGAAUUGUUUUUGCAUAACAAUCUUUUGAAGUCUUUGCCUGUUGAUGUGUUUUCUUCCGUCUCCCUCUCCAAGCUAAGUUUACACACUAAUUAUUUUAUGUAUCUCCCAGUUACUGGUGUUUUGGAUCAGCUAACUUCUGUUGUGCAAAUCGACCUUCAUGGAAAUCCUUGGGAUUGUUCAUGUAACAUCAUAGCAUUCAAGCAGUGGGUUGAGAGGAUGGGCACUGAUGUUGUUGUGAGCGAAUUAAAAUGUGCAUCUCCCGAGCAAUUUUGGGACAGAGAUAUAAAGUCUAUAAGCAAUGAGCUGAUGUGCCCGGAGUUGUACGCAAAAAUUCAUCUAACAUUUUCCUCAUCAAGUAACAUUACCAUAUCAACAGAGACAGGGACUCACGUGAAUCCCUAUUUGGAGACUAGCAGAGUUUCAAUUUCAGUACUGGUACCUGGCCUUUUACUUGUCUUUGUUACGUCUGCCUUUACAGUUGUUGGCAUGCUGGUGUUUAUCUUGAGAAAUCGUAAGAGAUCAAGAAAACGGGAAAACAACUCUUCUGCUUCAGAAAUUAACUCCUUGCAAACAGUGUGUGAUUCUUAUUGGCACAAUGGGCCUUACCACGCAGAGGGACCUCACAGAGUGUACGAUUGUGUUACACAUUCCCUUUCAGACUAGGCUUCUUAAAUUUCAAAUGCUGAAAAUAUAGUGUAUAAUUUUAAACAGCGUAUUAUGUGGAGAUGAGGUCUUGACAUUGAGGGUUAAGCUCAUGAUGUAAAUAAUGAUGCUGUAGGCUUCUGCUAAAAUUCUGCAACAGAAUGUUGAACUCGGCUUUCUAAUGAGAAAUAGAAAGUAGACAUACUAAGAAAAUACAAACAACUCUUAGAACUAACAAUUUUUCUCCUGCUGUGAAACAUACAUUUAUUUCUGAAGAAAGCACAGACAAUAAUGUGCUUUUCACUGCUCUUUUCAUGUUGAUAUUCCGAAUGUAAAUGACAAAUUAAUCAGUUGUAUAAAAAAAUCAAAAUGAUUUGUUGCGGUUUGGAGGUAUGGAAGAUUGUAAAAAAAAUACAAAAAAGGGGAAAUAGAUUUCAGCAUUUAGGUUUUAUGGUUGUAAAGUUGCACGAACGCAUGAAUGUAUUGUACAGAACUGUCUAAUUAGAAUCAAGUGAUGCAUGUCAUGCAUGAACUCAACGCCACAGGGAUACACCAUAUAGCUAGAGGAAAUAGCUAUUACUAUGCUCCAUUCAUGAGUACUAAUUGUAUUCUAUGAAGCCAUGGAUCCAGUAUUGAACUCUUGUUUAUUUUUCCCGUGAUUAUAAAUUGUGCAGUUUGUGCUAUUAUUGCUUAGAUAAGGUGUAAGCUGCAAAUUCAUCUUGUUUUAGACCAUAUUUGUUUGUGCAUGGUUAGUAACUAUUUAUUUUAUAUUACAAAUUUCUCCAUGUUUUUUGGUGUUAUUUUGUAUUUGCUAUUGCCUAUUUCCAUCUAAAUUUCAGAGCAGUUACUAUGUUUUGUACCGUGCUAUAGGAGUUAAAAUGGCCAAUGGAAUUUUUUUUUUAAAUUUUGGGAAUAAAUAUAUAAAGUACACAUAAGCAUGCCCAAUUUAUGUCACUCAGUUGCUCAAGCUACAUCAGUGAUAUGAUGUAACCUGUUCAAGUCAUCAUUAUGUAACAUAAUAAAACAGAGCAAGCUAUGAAGAUGGCACUUAGAAGACAUUUAAUAGGAUUAUUUUAGAGAUUUAUAAUGGUAAAUUUUUCAACAUUAAAAUGACUGGUUUAAUCUGAA
Molecule: messenger RNA, 4676 nt
Organism: Stegostoma tigrinum
Lineage: Eukaryota; Metazoa; Chordata; Chondrichthyes; Orectolobiformes; Stegostomatidae
Product: SLIT and NTRK-like protein 1
Exons: 2
Coding region: 1482-3569 (695 amino acids)
Biological process (GO): axonogenesis; positive regulation of synapse assembly; regulation of presynapse assembly
Cellular component (GO): GABA-ergic synapse; postsynaptic density membrane; glutamatergic synapse
Molecular function (GO): protein binding
Source: RefSeq, a predicted model, not a curated record